Daphnia carinata is the source of this 1027-nucleotide messenger RNA. Its product is annotated as beta-lactamase-like protein 2 homolog. The transcript has 6 exons. Bases 100 to 921 code for a protein of 273 amino acids. Lineage: Eukaryota; Metazoa; Arthropoda; Branchiopoda; Diplostraca; Daphniidae. The record is from RefSeq and is a predicted model, not a curated record. Gene Ontology annotation, cellular component: mitochondrial matrix. Gene Ontology annotation, molecular function: RNA endonuclease activity; single-stranded RNA binding.
GUGGAUAAAAAAUAAACAAAUAAACGAUUAACCUUUACCAUCUUAUCCUGCCGCAACAUAUGACUGGUACACUUUGCUUGUCAUAUAUUUACAUUUGCAAUGAAUGUUAUUCCGCGAGUUUCUCAGCUUUCUCCUCGCGUAAUUCACAUUCUAGGUUGCAAUCCAGGCCCCUUUACUUUGCAAGGAACUAACACAUAUUUAAUUGGAACGGGGAAAAAGAGAAUACUGUUAGAUACCGGGGAUGGUGAGGCUCCAGAGUACAUUGAUUUACUUAAAUCAGUAUUGAAGGAACAUCAGGUCACUUUAGAUCACAUUUUACUUUCACACUGGCAUCCCGACCAUGUUGGUGGUGUGAAAAUAAUCCAACAGUCAAUUAACAAAGACUGUAAAGUGUCAAAGUUUCAUGUAGAAGAAAAGCCAACAAAUUUUGAAAAGUUGACUGAUGGACAAGAAGUUUCAGUUGAAGGAGCUAAUUUAAAAGUGUACCAUACUCCUGGUCAUAGCACAGACCAUGUGGUCCUUCAUCUACAGGAAGAAAAUGCCUUAUUUAGUGCAGACUGUAUUUUGGGCGAAGGAACCGCCGUCUUUGAGGAUUUGUACGAUUAUAUGAAAUCAUUGAACACCAUACUUAACCUGAAUCCGAGUAAAAUUUACCCAGGACAUGGCCCGUCAAUUGUGGAACCUACCAAACGAAUUGAGUACUACAUUCACCAUAGAAACGAAAGGGAGAAACAGAUCUUAAAAUUUCUUUCGUCCCAUCCUAAGAUUGGAAUGUCUCCAUUAGAUAUUGUCAAAGGUGUUUAUGAGAAUUUAGACUCCAGCCUUUAUUUCGCCGCAGAGCGAAAUGUUGAGCACCACCUUAAAAAAUUGGAAAAAGAAGGAAAAGUUAGAAGCAAUGCAAUGCUGUGGAGUUCAAUGUAAAUUGCUGAAUAGAAAAUACGGGCCUUUUUGUAUGCAGCAUUCUUCAUUACAUAUGAUUGUAAUGAGUUAAGAGGCAAUACAGUAAGACGAGUCUUCCAGGGUUAAA